Molecule: messenger RNA, 1119 nt
Organism: Dendronephthya gigantea
Lineage: Eukaryota; Metazoa; Cnidaria; Anthozoa; Malacalcyonacea; Nephtheidae
Exons: 5
Coding region: 301-882 (193 amino acids)
Cellular component (GO): membrane
Source: RefSeq, a predicted model, not a curated record
AGAUUCAUUCAAUUCAAAAUCUGAUCAGGUCAAAUUACUGAUCAUGGUCGACUUCGUCAGCUUCCGCAAUCCCGUUUUGGCUACUCUCGACAUAUAUGCAUGAAGCUAAGUACUCUUAAGCUAAGUAAUUUCAAUAAAUUUCAAUAAAAGGAAGUGAAGUUCGAUUGUUUCGAGUAGCUAAUUUUCUCUUAGGGAUAUCAUCGCUCAGUUAUGUUUACCUUUUAACUUUUGUAUAUCUCGACAUAUGGAAAACGAUAAACUGAUGGAGAAAUUUGAAGUCAUGGACAUGGAUAGGUGUCAAUGGAUCAACAAAACUCGUUAAAUCUAAGAUCACCUAUGAAACUUUCCAAGAUAGCUAUCAUUGUGGUAAAGAUCACAGAAUUUAUUAUCCUUUUGAUUGCGACAGCAAGUGUCGGGUAUAAUGUGAACAAAACACGUAGAGAAGAUGAAAACGUGUUUCCAGAUCCCUACGACUUUGGGUAUCAGGCAAGAUUGGAGUUUUUUAUGUUUACAACGUCCGUUGGUAUGAUAAUCGUCAUAAUUGCGUUUUUGCUACAUGGCACAGAGUGGCAAGAGAAAGUUAGCGGAAGUCGUUUAAUAGCCGAAAUCCACGUCAUUUGGACGAUAAUGUUGUUUGUCUCUUCGAUUAUGAUUGCAAAAACUGUUAGUGACCUUGAUUCGAGAAAUGCUGGAUCCACACUAAAUGGAUUUUACUAUGAUGAAAGAAUUGGAGCAGGUAGCCGAGGAUGCAGAGGACUGGUACUAGGAGAGAUAUUUGGCUUCGUUGGUAUGUUUUUGUUCUUUGUGGAUUCCAGCGUCUAUAUAUUUAUGUUCAUGGCUCACCAAAGAUUACAUUCGGAACUGGGGAAGCAAGUUCUAUAAGCACUGAAACAGUAUAUAUAAGUAUUUUCUAGGACACGAAGUUACAGCCAAGGAAAUUACUGCCCGAUUUUACGUGAUGUUGUGGAACAAAUUUUUAUAUUGUAAAUAGAUGCAAUAAAUUCGAUGCGAGCAAAAUGCGUCGUAUAACCUUGGACUCUAGGCUACCGUAGCAACCAUUUUAGUAAAUAUCAAUGAAGAAAUAUAUUGCACAAUAAGUGCUGCAUAAUAAUUAUGAAA